UCCACUGUACAGCAACUAACACAGAACCUACCCCAUCAGGAAUAUACAGGUAGCAGGGAAAAGACAUGAUGGGUUUUCUCUUCUCAUUACUUUUUGCCCUUACUCUUCUGAGAGAGAGCCAGGGUCUGACAAUUGCUGAUUGUGGAGACAGCUACAGGCGCCCAGAAAAGACAGACAUCUUUGUGACCUGUGGAGCCAGUACGAUUGAUCUAGCAAUAUUUGUCUGCCCGGUGAUGUUCUCCGGCUAUAACGAAUCUCUCCUGGCACUGAACAGUCGCUUUCAAGACCCAAGCUGCAAAGGAACGUUGGAUGCCACAGUCACACCUCCGCUGCUCAGAUUCCAGUUUCCCAUCAAUGAAAACUCUUCCUGUGGAAGCGUCUUCAAGAUAACAAGCGCAAUGGGAACAGGAAUCUUCCAGGACUUCUCAAAUAUCCAGACAAUAAACAUCAGCGGCAUCAUCCGAACAACCGAUCCUUCAGUUGGCAUUGUGACAUACAACGAGGACCUUGUGUACCUUUACUCCUGCACCUACCCACUGGAGUACCUUAUUAACAAUACCAAGAUAGAUGUGAGUGGGUCCUCUAUAGCAAUGAAGGACAACAAUGGAAGCUUCAUCAGCACUCUGAGCCUCCAGCUUUUUAAAGAUGUAAACUACACGUCAGCACUUCAGAUUCCACCAACAGGACUUGUUCUAAAGACCAAUAUUUAUGUGCAAGUCAAGGCCACUAAUUUAACAAGCAGGUUCAACGUUCUGCUUGAUCGCUGCUAUGCUUCCACUUCUCAAUUUCCCAGCAACUCAACCUACUUUGAUCUGUUUGUUACCUGUUCAGGAGACAAAAGGACAACAAUCAUUGUAAACGGUGACACCCAGUAUGCAAGGUUCAGCUUCCCUGCUUUCCGCUUCACUGAGCAGCAGAAUUUGACGGUCUCUACCUACUAUUUACACUGCAUCACCCGGCUCUGUGACAGUAGCUUCUGCAAAGACUUCAAGCAAUGCGGCAAAAGGAGGAGACGUGAUGUGGAAGCAACCCCUUCCCCCACAGUGCUCACUGAACCCACCACCAUCUCUUCAGGACCGAUCAUCACCAGCACCGAGAGCGUGCUGUCCAAAGAAGAAGGUCAUUGGAAUUCACCCAGGGCCAGCGCCAGGGGACAUGAAGAAUGCGACUGCACCCGGGCCCGGCCUCUGCUGGGGCCCAUUCCAUGA
Molecule: messenger RNA, 1208 nt
Organism: Polyodon spathula (Mississippi paddlefish)
Lineage: Eukaryota; Metazoa; Chordata; Actinopteri; Acipenseriformes; Polyodontidae
Product: zona pellucida-like domain-containing protein 1
Exons: 11
Coding region: 66-1208 (380 amino acids)
Cellular component (GO): cell surface
Source: RefSeq, a predicted model, not a curated record